AUGGUAGAUCAAAUCAACAAUAUUGUAUUGCCCAUACUUCCUGGAAACACUCUGACAUCUAUUGCCCAUGAUAUGACUAAAGAUCUAAGUCAACAGCCACAUUAUGAAGACUACCUUUCUACAUUAACACCUAACGGUAUGCCUCCGCAUUCUUUACAUCUUAAAAAAAAGGAGCGCCCAUUAUGCUACUACGAAACCUCAACCCAUCAAAUGGUUUAUCAAAUGGAAACCCGUUUGAUAUGCAAAACCAUUUCACGAAACAUCCUCGAAGCUAAAAUUAUUAUAGGCCCUUGCUCUGGUCAGACAUGUCUCAUUCCUCGUAUCCCCUUAGAACCCAAGAACGUGAAGCCGGCCGGAAUAGAUUUUACGAGGACACAGUUCCUAAUAAAGCUGUGUUUUGCCAUGACCAUUAACAAAUCACAGGGGCAAACGUUGGAUCGUGUAGGCGUCUACCUGCCGGACCCUGUAUUCAUGCAUGGGAUGUUGUACGUGGCCUUCUCACGCGCCAAAUCAUUCAGAUCCUUACAUAUAGUUGUCCAGUCAUUAGUGUUGUCCGGCACAGUUGUUGAGUGGACAAAGAACAUUACCUACUCGGAACUUCUUUGUCUGGCCGGCAUCAGCCUGUAG
Messenger RNA from Andrographis paniculata, 627 nucleotides. RefSeq lists its product as uncharacterized. The transcript has a single exon. Lineage: Eukaryota; Viridiplantae; Streptophyta; Magnoliopsida; Lamiales; Acanthaceae. The record is from RefSeq and is a predicted model, not a curated record. The coding region runs from base 1 to 627 and encodes 208 amino acids.